This is a messenger RNA of Salvia splendens (bonfire salvia), 958 nucleotides long. RefSeq names its product protein ELF4-LIKE 4-like. The transcript has 2 exons. Bases 373 to 720 code for a protein of 115 amino acids. Gene Ontology annotation, biological process: entrainment of circadian clock; positive regulation of circadian rhythm. The record is from RefSeq and is a predicted model, not a curated record. NCBI's taxonomy places the organism in Eukaryota, Viridiplantae, Streptophyta, Magnoliopsida, Lamiales, Lamiaceae.
UUGUAUGGUUUUUCUCUUUGAUUGUUGAGGAAUUUUGGAUCUCUUUGUGGUUUUGAAUUCUAUUUAUUGUGUUAGCAACCUCAGUAAGGGAAUUUUGCACCAUAUUUAAUGCUGAAUUCACAUAUUUUUGCACUUUCUGCAAAUGGUCCCUUUUAAACCCAAAGUGGCGAAUUAAUAUUGAGAGAGACCUUUCAUUGUUCAUCAACUGGUACACAUUUAAUGCUAUUAAUACCAGAAUUUUAGAUGAGUAGAAUUUAUGAGUUUUAGGACUUGUAGGAGUCAAUGCUUUGUUUGUGGAAGAGAAGCACUUUGUGAAAAGUUCAUUUCAUCAAGAGAAAGAAUGGCUGUUAUACGUUUCGAGGGCGAAGGGCUAUGGAAGACGACGUAUUUUCUGGCCUUGCCAACGGCCAACAGAUCGAGAGCAAGGUCGUUCAAACGUUCCAGAAAGGUUUUGUGCAAGUGCAGAACAUUCUGGACCAGAACAGGGUGUUGAUCAGUGAGAUCAACCAGAAUCACGAGUCGAAGAUCCCGGAUAACCUGUCGCGGAACGUGGGGCUGAUCCGGGAGCUCAACAACAACAUCAGGAGGGUGGUCGAUCUGUACAACGAUCUGUCCAAUUCCUUCGCCAAAUCCACGGAGGCCUCCUCGGAGAGCGAGUCGGCCGGGGUGACGAAAUCUGAUGGAAGAGGUGGGCAGAAGAGAGUAAGGUCUGGUAAUUGAGAAUGUCUGGGAUUUUUUUAUAUCUAAUUCUUGAGGUGAUACGAAUAUAAUCUGGUUAGUGUAACUUUAUUUCUUGGGAAUUCUUGAUCUUUAGCUAGAAUGGGCAUUUUUCUUGGGAUAAAAGGACUGGAUACAUAUAGCUACCUAUCUAUCAUGGUAGUUGGUGUAAAUCUUGCAAUUGUAAUAUCAUCAUGAACAUUAGCAGAUUAUACAUUUCCAAAGCAAAAAUCUUUCACAA